Molecule: messenger RNA, 2806 nt
Organism: Zingiber officinale
Lineage: Eukaryota; Viridiplantae; Streptophyta; Magnoliopsida; Zingiberales; Zingiberaceae
Product: probable inactive serine/threonine-protein kinase scy1
Exons: 21
Coding region: 115-2562 (815 amino acids)
Biological process (GO): protein phosphorylation
Molecular function (GO): protein kinase activity; ATP binding
Source: RefSeq, a predicted model, not a curated record
AAUAAGGAAAUUCUGUCGAUUUCGUUGCGCGAUCUCCUUCUCCUCCCACAGUCAGAUCUCCCGAUUCGCUGCCCUUCUUCGAUUUUCCCGUCCGAGUCUCAAUCGAGGAGGAGGAUGUUCAAGUUUUUGAAGGGAGUAGUGGGAGGAUCUGGGACAGGCAUCAAGGAUCUCCCCUACAACAUCGGCGAGCCCUACCACUCCUCCUGGGGCUCCUGGACUCACUCCCGCGGCACUUCCAAGGAAGAUGGAUCGGCUGUAUCGAUAUUUAUUCUUUCAGGAAGCAGCAGUCAAGAUGGUCACUUGAUAGCAGGCCGUAAUGGUGUUAAGCGCUUGCGGACGGUUAGGCAUCCAAAUAUCCUGUCUUUCCUACACAGCACUGAGGCUGAGGUUUCAGAUGGAUCUGCUAUGAAAUGUACUAUUUACAUUGUGACAGAACCGGUCAUGCCUCUGUCAGAAAAGACCAAGGAAUUAAAUUUAAGUGGCACACAAAGGGAUGAAUAUUUUGCGUGGGGUCUACAUCAGAUAUCUAAAGCUGUGAGCUUUCUAAAUAAUGAUUGUAAGCUUGUUCAUGGUAAUGUGUGCUUGGACAGUGUUGUGGUGACUCCAACGUUAGACUGGAAGCUACAUGCCUUUGAUGUGCUAUCAGAAUUUGAUGGGAACAGUGAAGUUUCUAACAGUGCAAUGCUGCAAUAUGAGUGGCUGGUUGGAUCACAGUACAAGUCAAUGGAGUUGGCAAAAUCAGAUUGGCAAAAUAUUAGGAAGUCACCUCCUUGGUCUAUCGACUCAUGGGGUUUGGGGUGUUUGAUUUAUGAGAUUUUUUCUGGCACAAAAUUAUCCAAAACAGAGGAACUUCGAAACACCUCUUUCAUUCCAAAGUCUCUCCUUCCAGAUUACCAGAGGCUUUUGAGUUCCACACCAUCUCGCAGAUUGAAUCCAUCAAAGCUUAUUGACAACAGUGAAUAUUUUCAUAAUAAGUUGGUGGAGACUAUUCAAUUCAUGGAGAUUCUAAACUUAAAAGACAGUGUUGAGAAAGAUUCUUUUUUCCGUAAGCUUCCAAACCUAGCUGAACAGCUUCCUCGCCAGAUUGUGUUGAAGAAGUUGCUUCCGUUGUUGUCUUCUGCCUUGGAAUUUGGUUCAGCUGCUGCUCCUGCCUUAACUGCAUUGCUGAAAAUGGGUUCGUGGCUUUCAGCUGAAGAGUUCAAUAUGAAGGUAUUACCAACCAUUGUGAAGCUGUUCUCCUCAAAUGAUAGAGCCAUUCGAGUUGCACUUCUGCAACACGUAGAUCAAUUUGGAGAGUCAUUGUCCUCACAUAUUGUUGAUGAGCAAGUUUUUCCUCAUGUUGCAAAUGGUUUUGCUGAUACUUCUGCAUUCCUACGUGAAUUGACAUUGAAGUCCAUGCUAGUUUUAGCACCAAAGUUGUCUCAGCGUACUAUGUCAGGAUCUUUGUUGAAGUAUCUGUCCAAAUUACAGGUGGAUGAAGAACCUGCUAUUCGAACGAAUACUACAAUCCUGCUGGGAAAUAUUGCUAGCUACCUAAAUGAUGCGACAAGAAAGAGAGUGCUAAUUAAUGCAUUUACUGUUCGUGCUUUGAGGGAUACUUUUUCUCCAGCUCGAGCUGCAGGAAUUAUGGCUUUGAAUGCGACUGUUCAAUACUAUGAAAUGACAGAGAUUGCCACACGUAUCCUUCCUAAUCUGGUUGUUCUGACAAUUGAUCCUGAUGGCGAGGUGAGGACAAAAGCAUUUGAAGCUAUUGAUCAGUUUAUGCUUAUUGCAAAACAACAUCAUGAAAAGCUUGUCACAGGGGAUACAAAUGAGAGUGGACUUUCUGGAAUACCUUCAGUGAGCAGCAAUUCUAGUUUACUGGGAUGGGCUAUGAGUUCCUUAACAUCAAAGGGGAAAGCAUCUGAACAUGGUUCCCUUACAUCAGCAAAUGCUAGUACGGUGCCAGUUCUGGCAACUUCAACUAGUAGCUCUGAUGUGAGCUCUUUUGCAAAUGUCUCUGAUCAACCUAGACCCUCAUCUCCAACAUCAACAGAUGGUGGUUGGGGAGAAGUUGAUAGUGGGCUUCUCCAUGAGGACCAUGAUAAUGACAAAGAAGGAUGGGAUGACAUUGAACCGCUUGAGGAAAAGAAACUUCCUUCACUAGCAAGCAUACAAGCUGCUCAACAACGGCCAGUGGUGCAUCAAAAGGCACAGAGUACUAGUUCCUUGCUACCCAAAGUUGCAAGUAAAUCAUCAAAAGAAGCAGAUGAUGAUCUAUGGGGCGCUGAUGCAGUUCCAGAACCAAGAACUGCAUCAAAUUCUCUAAAUACGAAAUCAGCUGCACAACAAGAUGACAAUUUGUGGGGUUCCAUUGCAGUGGCACCACCAAAAUCAACUUCAAAACCCCUAAAUAAGAAGACGACAGCUUCUUUAGAUGACAAUGAUCCAUGGGCAGCUAUUGCUGCUCCACCUCCAACUACCAGAGCGAAACCUUUGUCUCUGGGCAGAGGUAGAGGCACCAAACCAGCUACAGCAAAAUUAGGUGCUCAAAGAAUUGAUCGGAACUCCUCAGGGUCAUAGAAUUUUGACAGUUUAGAUUAUUGGCUUAUAUUUUUUACCAGCUGUCUGGCUCCAUUUAAGGGCUUGCGUUCCUGUAAGGUUGUAACAUUCUUUGCUGACAGUAGAAGUAUAUGGUUUUUGGCUGUAUUCAUAUUCAUCCUCUCUCAGACAACUGACACUAUCACAUAUUUUUUUUUUUAAAUUGAGAUAUUGUGAAGUUGAAUUGUCUAAUUAGGGAUGCUCUGCAUUUGUUCUAAUCCUAUCA